Molecule: messenger RNA, 1074 nt
Organism: Talaromyces marneffei
Lineage: Eukaryota; Fungi; Ascomycota; Eurotiomycetes; Eurotiales; Trichocomaceae
Exons: 2
Coding region: 1-1074 (357 amino acids)
Source: RefSeq, a predicted model, not a curated record
AUGCGUUCAUCUCCUUCUAUGCCUACGUCUGUGUCUAUGUCACAAGAACAUGAAGGCUUGGGUCUAACUCCAGCCUCGAUUACUAUCGUGGACGACACGAGAACAACAACAACAACCACAGAAGACUAUUACAACUACACCCACGUCGCAAAACAGCCGCAUUACUUUCCGCAUUACUCUACUGAUCCAGCCACCAUCAACUAUUAUUAUCCCUCCUCGCCGGAGACACGUAUAUCCAUGUCCGGCUCAUCAUCAGGCUCGUACUCUAUACCGCCACAGCGCACGGGCAAUUGGGACUCGGCCGUCGCAAUGUCGCCGUCAUCUCCUAUAUCGCUGUCACCGGCUGUUGCUUUGAAUACACAUGCAGAAGCAUCUCGAGCAGAGGCCGGAUUUAUCACUGAUAAUUACAAGAAUUCGCUCAAUCACUCAGGGCUUAGUUGGUCUGCGGAGGGCUCGCUGUCUGAUGGCGGCCAUGGACAUGGACGAAACUCUUCGCGCAGCGUCGGUGGUGUUCCCGAAGGACCGAGUACCGUGACGGUUUAUACAACGACGGCAGAUGAUAAAGAGGCCGAACGGAACCAGGAACCCAAUGCCGUUUUAGUUUUGCUCCUCCUCUCCGCACCAAUCCCAUUCUUCUCCAUCUGCACCUCCAUCUACGCCCUCCUCGCUGUCUUUCUCGUCAUAUUCACAUCUCCGCUUCGCCUCUGUCCACCAACCGCCUUCUUCCGCUCAACCUUCUCAACCCAACUCUGCAAACUCCUCGCUCCAGCACUAUGCAAACACGACCGACUCGCUCAAUCCAGUACCAGCCACUACAACCAUCACCGCCUACCCACCAUAACAAAUCCGACAGACACCUUCUCAGCACCAGGACUAAUCCUCGUCCUAACUCUGGCUCCAUUCCUAUGCUUUGGAUUGCUAUUGGCGGUCUGGAUCGCAGCAUUCUUCUGGAUAUUUGCCAUGAUCCUCGGGAACCCAGACGGAACGGAGCGGAAAGAUGACGGCCGAGCGGCUGUUCUAGGCGUUAAUCGGUGGUGGCAGACGUGGUUGACAAAGGGGAGGAAGGCUCGAUAA